AUGGUGGUUAUGGGAACCAACUUAUCCCCAAGACUAGACGCAGGACUAUACGAAGAGGCACUAGAAGAAUUGGAAGGAACCAUCCAACAAUUGAGGGACCGACCCAUCUGUGUAAUGGGGGAUUUUAACGCGAAGGCUGUCCUGUGGAAAUCCAAGGUCACAGAUCUGCGCGGUAAGAUGGUUGUGAAAUGGGCAAGCCGCCUAGGCAUGUGUUGUCUGAAUCGAGGAAGGGAGAGUACUUGCAUAAAGACGUACGGAGAGUCAAUUGUGGACCUCUCAUUCGCUAACCCGGCUGCAGCUAGGAGAGUAACUUCAUGGAAGAUGCACGCGCAUGCAACGGAUGAAAAAAGAAACCCGCCACCAAAGAGAUGGGCAGUAAGAAAAAUGGAUAGAGAUAUGCUUUCGGCAGCGUUGAUUGCUAGCUGCUGGCCUAACCAUGAAAUAGCAGAUAAUGCAAGAGAGGUGGAAAUUGAGGAUUCGGUUGAGAGGUUACAGGGUACAAUGAUAGCGGCAUGUAAUAUGGCCAUGCCCAAGAGCGAGCCAAGACCCAGCAAGGCAAUGCCCUGGUGGACAGAAGAACUUGAUCAAUUAAGAGACGAGCUAACAGCAGCCCGAAGAAGGAUGAGAAGAAUGAGAAGACGAUGA
Trachymyrmex cornetzi is the source of this 645-nucleotide messenger RNA. RefSeq lists its product as uncharacterized. The record is from RefSeq and is a predicted model, not a curated record. Gene Ontology annotation, molecular function: catalytic activity. The coding region runs from base 1 to 645 and encodes 214 amino acids. The transcript has 2 exons. Lineage: Eukaryota; Metazoa; Arthropoda; Insecta; Hymenoptera; Formicidae.